This is a messenger RNA of Nicotiana tabacum (common tobacco), 1915 nucleotides long. NCBI's taxonomy places the organism in Eukaryota, Viridiplantae, Streptophyta, Magnoliopsida, Solanales, Solanaceae. The record is from RefSeq and is a predicted model, not a curated record.
UAGGGAUGGGUAGAGGAGAAAGAAGAAGAAAAAGUUGCUCAGACGAUGGUUCUUGCGUUGUGGUGCCGGAGGAAUUAUCAGAAAGUUGGUUGAUGGAAACAAAUGAUGGAAUUCAACGGCCAAUAUUGGAGAAAGAGGCAUUCACUGUCACUGAUCAUCAAAACCUUAGGAUGUUCGUGGGAACAUGGAAUGUUGGAGGCAAGUCACCACACGAUGGGUUGAACUUAGAGGACUGGUUGAAUUCCACUGCACCAGCUGACAUCUAUGUGCUUGGGUUCCAGGAAAUUGUCCCUCUAAAUGCAGGCAAUGUACUAGGUCCAGAGGACAGUGGUCCAGCUGCCAAGUGGCUUUCCUUGAUUCGUCAAGCUUUGAACAACAACACAAACACCCCAGAUCUUUCUCCUAAUUACAAUAACACCCCAAAUUCCGAGCGAAAAAGUUCAUCCCCGUCCUUCCAUGACUUGCACCAACAACAAUCUAACCUUAAACCAAGAAUCAGCUUCUCAGAUUUGAUCAAAUUGGAAAAUGAACUCGAGCGAGAAGAUUGGGAGAGACUCUUGAGUAUGAAUGACGAUGGAUCGUCCAGUCCAAAUUGCAUGUCAAAUAGAUAUAACUCUUCUAGCCUUGAGCAAAAUAGCUAUUGCUUAGCAGCAAGCAAACAAAUGGUUGGUUUGUUUCUAUGCAUAUGGACUCGUACCGAUUUGUAUCGACACAUUAGCAACUUGAAGGUUUCUUGUGUUGGAAGAGGCAUCAUGGGCUAUCUUGGAAAUAAGGGUUCGAUAUCGAUCAGUAUGACGUUGCAUCACAAGACAUUUUGUUUCGUUUGUACUCAUUUGGCAUCUGGAGAGAAAGAAGGUGAUGAGAUCAAAAGAAAUUCAGAUGUCAUGGAAAUUUUAAAGAAAACAAGGUUUUCACAUAGUAGGAUUAUUGGAAAACCUCUUCCUCCUGAUAACAUUUUGGAUCACGACAAGAUAAUUUGGCUUGGAGAUUUGAAUUACCGGCUUGCAUCCGGUUUUCAGGAUACAUACGAGUUGGUAAACAACAGUAACUGGGAAGCACUUCUAAAAAAAGAUCAGCUAAGGAUAGAGCAAAAAGCAGGACGUGUAUUCAAAGGUUGGAAAGAAGGAAAUAUUUACUUUGCUCCAACAUACAAAUACCUCUACAAUUCUGACCAUUAUGUUGUUCAAACUUGCACAUCAAAGGAAAAGCGAAGGACUCCUGCCUGGUGUGACAGGAUUUUAUGGAAAGGUGAAGGACUAAAGCAAAUAUGUUAUGUUAGAGGAGAAUCAAAGUUCUCAGAUCACAGACCAGUCUACUCACUUUUCUCAGUAAAUAAUUUAACAGAAAGGUACCAAAGUGAAAAAGAAUAUUUCACUACCCUUUAGUCCAAAAGCCAAAAAUUCUUCAACAAAUACAGCAGCAGGGGAAGGCCACAAAGUUUGUGUACAGCACUAUAACGUUUCUCAGUCACAACUGAUAAUAGGACAGACCAAUAGGGGAAGCCCGGCUGUAGAUUUCUGACCAAUGACAGUCUGACACCUCGCCCGGCCAAUUUUGACGGUUUUGGACAUUGUGCAUAGGAUUACAAAUCACAGGCGGGUCACGGCACACUUGGUGACAGGCGUACUGGGUUGUUGACACGUGGUUAAUUGGUUCUUGGCAUUGGUUGAAAAAGAUUUGAGUCUUAGAUUUUGAUUUGGUUUUCUAGAUAUGAAGCUCAGCGUUUGCAGGAAAUUUUCCCCUUCUCUAUAUUUCUUAUGUUUGUCUUUAUGGUCCUUACGCCUGUGGCAAUGUAAAGAGGAGUUCCAUAGAAUGGUUGAGGAACCUGAGGGAAGAUGUGUAUCUAGCCUCGUCAAUUUUGUUAGCUCAAUAUUUUUUUGUUCGUUAAAUGGAAAUCUCGUCACUUUUUUUGUUA